Molecule: messenger RNA, 1045 nt
Organism: Helicoverpa armigera (cotton bollworm)
Lineage: Eukaryota; Metazoa; Arthropoda; Insecta; Lepidoptera; Noctuidae
Gene: Pfdn5
Product: probable prefoldin subunit 5
Exons: 3
Coding region: 141-626 (161 amino acids)
Biological process (GO): RNA polymerase III assembly; RNA polymerase II core complex assembly; RNA polymerase I assembly
Cellular component (GO): cytoplasm; prefoldin complex
Source: RefSeq, a predicted model, not a curated record
UCCAAGACGAACUGUCUAUUUUUGCUGUGGAGUAAAUUAUUUGAGGUUACUUCAGGCGAAUAAUGUUAAAAAUCUUGCAUUUAUUUGAAUGAUUCAUAUUUGCUAAUUGGAGUAGGCGUGAAAUAUAUUUUUUUUCAACCAUGGCCACCGUAUCAAGUGCACCAGCCCCAGGCAUGCAUCAAAUAGAUCUAUCUAAGCUCAAUUUACAGCAGUUGGCCCAACUUAAACAGCAAUUGGAUCAAGAAAUUACUGUAUUUCAAGAUUCAUUACAUACUUUGAAGAUAGCCCAGGGAAAAUUUAUGCAAUCAGGUGAAUGUGUUGAGAAAAUGACUCCUGAGAGCAAAGGAAAGAGUAUACUUGUACCACUGACCGGUUCUAUGUAUGUCCCCGGCACAAUAUCAGACACAGAGAAUGUGCUCAUUGAUAUAGGAACUGGCUAUUAUGCUCAGAAAGACAUAGCCGGUGCUAAGGACUAUUUCAAGAGGAAAGUGACAUUUGUCACAGAACAAAUGGAAAAAAUCAAAAUGCUAGGUAUAGAAAAAUCAAAGGUUCACAAAGCUAUCUGUAUGAUGAUUGAAAUGAAGUUGCAAGCUCAGAUGCAAGCGGCGAAACCAUCUACUUCAUAAAAUAUUUAGUUGUUUCUAAGUAACAAUUGCUUUACCAUUUAUGUAGCCUUGUAACACGAGGCUUUAUUUAAUAUAGCAUUAGAAUCUUGGCAUUUACACCACACACCGCCUACAGGGAUAAUCUGAUCACAAUUUUAUAUGGAGUAUAAUAUAAAACUUAUGGCGAAUUGUAAGAAGUUUUUACCUCUCCUUGAAUACUUUUUCACAUAAAUGUACUGAACUUUAUCAUUAUAGUCAUAGGCUAAGCUAAGCGAGAUUCUAAUGUCUUAAUUUUAUCAUAAAAAAUAAUAAUGCAUUUCUGUUUCUGAAUAUUUGAUAUAUUAAUAAAAAAGUGUAUGACUUCAUUUAGUUAAUUGAUCACAACUUUGUUAACCUCUCUCUUUUGGCAUAAUGUGUUUGAUAAUAAAUUAAUAUCAGUA